AGUGACCCAGAGGGUGCUCAGAGAACCCAUAGGGUGCCAUAGGGAUCCAUAGGGGCCCAUAGGGACCAGGUCCCUCUGCACAGCCCACGACCAACCCUCGAGCGUCACCCCUUAGCAAUGAUUUCCCCCCCCAUCCACCCUGACCCACAACCAUUAAUUGCAAUUAAUUACAUCCAUCCAUCCAGCCAAUUCCUUACCCAUCCUUCAAACUCACCCACGCCUCUCCAAUUUAGAAGGAAGGAUGCAUUGGGGGGUGGACCAACAUCACCCCCAACGAUGAUGCUGUCGUCCCCCCCGGCGUCACCCCCUCAACAUUGUCCCCUUCCCCUUCAACCCAGGUUGAAGGAGACCUCAGGCUGGCAGCAAACCUUCUCCAGCCCUCGCUUGGAUUGGCAGAUCGAACGCGUGGCCCUAAACGCCAAAGUUUUGGGGGGUCCUUUGGGUGACCACGACAAAAUGGUGGCGGCCGCAUCCUGCAGCGAAAUCAUCCUCUGGGCUCUACGAGCCGAUGGCAACGGCAACGAGAUCGGCGUCUUCCAUUUGGGCGUCCCGUUGGAAGCGCUCUUCUUCGUUGGCAACCAACUGAUUGCCACCAGCCACACCGGCAAGAUCGGCGUCUGGAAUGCAGUCACCAAACACUGGCAGGUGGGGACGUAUGUCACACAUUGUCACCUGCUGACCCCCCACCCACCCGUCCUUGUUGUCCCCAGGGACACCGGGGAGGUGGCCCAUGGUGACAAUCUCCCCUUGUGUCCCCCCCCAAUCCCCCCAGAUGUGCAGAAGUUCCCGCUGCGCAUGAAGGACAACGACCUCCUGGUGACAGAGCUCUACCGGGACCCCUCCGAGGACGCCGUCACCGCGCUCAGUGUCUACCUCACACCCAAGAGCAGUAAGGGUCACCUCCACGAGGUCCUUGUCACCUCCACGGGCUCCUUGUCACCUCCAUGGCCACCUUGGCACUUCUCUGGCCACCAUGUCACCUCCAUGGGCUCCUUGUCACCUCCACGGGCUCCUUGUCACCUCCACGGGCUCCUUGUCACCUCCACGGGCUCCUUGGCACUUCUCUGGCCACCUUGGCACUUCUCUGGCCACCUUGUCACCUCCAUGGGCUCCUUGGCACUUCCAUGGGCUCCUUGUCACCUCCACGAGGUCCUUGUCACACUCACGGUCACUUUGUCACCCCCACGGCCACCUUGUCACCUCCACGAGGUCCUUGUCACCUCCACGGCCACCUUGGCACUUCCAUGGGCUCCUUGUCACCCCCAUGGCCACCUCGUCACCUCCACGAGGUCCUUGUCACCUCCACGGCCACCUUGGCACUUCCAUGGGCUUCUUAGAUCUUUGGGGUCCACCAGUGGUCUUUGGAGCUCUCCAGUGGUCUUUGGGGCUCUCCAAAAUGCUUUUGGGAUCCACCAUCGAUCUUUGGGGUCCACCAUCGAUCUUUGGGGUCCACCAGUGAUCUUUGGGGUCCACCAGCAAUCUUUGGAGCUCUCCAAUGAUCCUUGUGUCUCUCAGACAUGCGUCGCGCUUCCACCGAUGAUCUUUCGAUCUCUCCAGAUGAUCUUUGGGAUCCGUCCCCAACGCCUCCCAUCCCACCCCCUAAAUCCCCCCUCCCCCCUUUUUUCCUCAGUGUGUGCCGACAACAACCACGUCCGGACGUGGACGGUGACCCGUUUCCGUGGGAUGAUCUCCACUCAACCUGGAUCCACGCCGUUGGCAUCCUUCAAAGUUUUGGCUUUGGAGGACAUCGACGGCCACGCCGGUUGCGCAGCCGGCACCGACAUCGGACCCUUCGGGGAGCGCGACGACCAGCAGGUCUUCAUCCAGAAGGUGGUGCCCGACACGUGCCGCGUCUUCGUCCGGCUUUCGUCCACCGGUAAGAGGGUCUGCGAGGUGCGUGCUGUGGAUGGUUCCACCAUCACUGCCUUCACUGUCCAUGAGUGCGAGGGAUCGCGGCGCGUCGGGUCGCGGCCGCGCCGGCGCCUGCUGACCGGGCACGCCAAUGGCAGCCUGCAGCUCUGGGACCUCAGCACCGCCAUGGAGAUGGGGGGCAGACCCCAAGAGCCGGGGGUUCCGACCCCCCAGGAGCUGCUGCAGCAAUUGGAGCACUGCGAUCUGCUGGGAC
This is a messenger RNA of Phasianus colchicus (ring-necked pheasant), 2125 nucleotides long. Lineage: Eukaryota; Metazoa; Chordata; Aves; Galliformes; Phasianidae. The record is from RefSeq and is a predicted model, not a curated record.